Molecule: messenger RNA, 858 nt
Organism: Fopius arisanus
Lineage: Eukaryota; Metazoa; Arthropoda; Insecta; Hymenoptera; Braconidae
Gene: fln
Product: flightin
Exons: 3
Coding region: 130-597 (155 amino acids)
Source: RefSeq, a predicted model, not a curated record
GAGUGCAAUAAACAUUUGGUGGAGAUAAAAACGCAACAUGUGGGCGGGCCAGCACUAGUCAAGGGUGAUCAUCACCUGGGGAGACACAUUCAGCUGCUCCAUCCUCAGAGUGACAUUGAGUGAGAAAAGAUGGCAGAUGAUGAGCCAGCGUGGGAUUUCGAUGAUGUACCUGAGGAGCCGGUUACGGAAGCACCACCUGAAGGCGAUGCAGCAGCUCCUGGUGGUGCUGCUCCCAAGAAAGAGGAGCGACCAAAACUCGAUUACUCGAUUUUUGCAAAAGCACCUAAACCCAAGUACACGCUCCACUGGGUCAGACCUCUCUUCCUCAAUUAUCGCUAUAUUUAUGAUUACAGGCAAUUUUACUACAACGACGUAAUCGAUUGGCUGAACAAAAGAAAUCGAGGAAUCGAGCGUGAUCCACCAAAUUGCGAGGAAUGGUCUGAAAGGGCAUUCAAAAUGUACGACGCCAAGAACGUUAACAAAAGUGUGAAACAAAUAGCUGAUAUGCGAUGGAUAACUCUCUACAGAACAGAGCCAAGAUAUUACAGUUAUCACACACGAGCCUAUUACAGCCUAAAGUAUCAACCAAUCCUCUGAGGUCCCUCCAAAAUCGCUCCAUCUCUUCAACUUCUCCCCAGUUUGUACGACUGCUCUUUGAUGACAAACAAAAUUCAAAUCUAUGGAUAAAAACAUGACUGAACAACUGUUACUACUCGCUGAUAUCAAUAAAAUCAUAUUACGCAUCUUGAACGAGUAUAAUGUCAACACUUUAAUGUAGCAAUGAACUCAUACACGAAUGGUUCUUUUCUUCGUUUGUAUUCAUAAUAAACAACUAUGAAUAACUAUUUAUAGUAAAUA